AUGAAUUUUGCCAAGGUAUUUCGUCGUCAAAAAGAACAGCGUAAACCAGAACGUGUUCACGAAAAACUUGAGCGACAACAGCAACCAUCCCCACAUCGUACAUUUCAAUAUCCCUCUUAUCGUCCGUUUUCAUACUUGAAUACCAAUAAUAAUAAUAAUAAUAAUAAUAGUAAUAACAGAAAUAAGAUAAUUCGAACAACAAAAAUUGCAAAUGUUCAUCCGACUACAACGACGACAUCAAAUUUUCCCGAUCAAACACUCUAUCGUAUUGGAUUGACAGCGCCAGCUUCCCCUUUGAUUGUUACAUCACAAUCGGAUAUUGAACAACCUGGUGUCAAGGUAUUACCAACAACAACGAAUGAAGUCGUUGGAGGAGGACAACGAUCAAACAUACGAAAAUUAAAGGAUCAACGACGUUAUCAAUCAAAUUUAACAAAUAAUAAAAAAUGGCUAUUUCGAUCAAUGGAAGCUCUAGACGAAUGGAAGGGAAAAGUGUUUCAAAAACAACGAACAGCAAGAACUCCACCUCGUUCGAGAAGUACCGAGAACAUCCCUGAAGCUGACCAAGAUGAAUUUUCAAAUUAUCCAAAUUAUCAUCAUCGUCCUACUGGCAGCCCAUCAAACCAUCGUAUUACUCAACGAUUAUCAUCACCUAGUCGUAGUAUCGAAGCAUUAACAUCACGUGUUAUAUCAAGUAUUGGCAUUAUGAGAAAAGCGUCAAAUCCAAAUACCGUUUCGAACAAAUACAAUCAUCGUACAAGAAACCAAGUGUUAACAAUUAAAAAACCUUUCUUAUCAAAUGGUACAAUAAACAACAACAGCAACAACAAUAAUGGAAAACAUGGUGGUCAAUCAGCAAUUCUAGAUUUUAGAGAAAUAUCAUCAUCUAAGUUUAAUAGAAUAAAAGCAGAAGAUAUCGAAGAUGGUGAAAAAGAACAGAGUUUAUCAUUAACAUCAAACGAAGAUAGUAGCGAUCAAAAUGAUGACAAUGAAGUAGUGACAAGUGACAUAUCCUUUUUAAAUAACGGACAUCAAGAUGAUGAUGGUGACGACGAAACGGCUGAUUCAUGGGAUUUCGGUAUCUCUUGGAUUGAUUCAUUGAAAGAGCAAGACUCACCACAACGUAAAAUGGAAUUUUAUGAAAACUUAAUUAAGUUGCUUGAACAAGAUACGUUGACAAUUGAUGAACUGUUAGUGUUGAGAAAAGUUUUAUCAAAAAUUUGGCCAAAUGAUGAUACUGGCAUUGCUAAUUAUGGAAAUAGAACGUAUUAUACCGAACAAAAAAAGAAUCCUUUCACAAUACAAACAAAACAUCAUCAUAAUCAACUGAAAAUAAUGCCAGUAGGAUUGACAAAGCAUACGGCACAACGUUGUCAAACUGUUGUUGAACAACAACAAUCACCAGUACUCUAUGAAAGUUUACAUACUCAACAGAGCGGGAAACAAAAUGGAAGUGGAAUUAUCACAGCCAAAGCCAUGCCCUAUUACAUCAAAAUUAAUCCAUCGACAACGAUACAUGAACAAGAAAUUCCAAUUGAACGUGAACAACAACGAACAGAUUAUCCACCACAUUUAAAUCCGUUUGAUAAUCAUGAGCAGUCCGGAAAUAUAUCAAAUGGAACAAAACCCAAAACUGAUGGUAAUAAUACCGAUUCAAUACGUCGUUAUUUUGAACGGUUAACAUUAUUAGAAACCAUCUAUGAGAAAUUGAAUCACGAGUCGUUGAAAUCAUCGUCAAUAAUGACCACUACAGAAACCGUAGCUACGAACCCUGCUACAACACAUAUAAAAAAUGAGGAGAAAAACAAAAAAAAAGUAGAACAGAUCCCGGAGAAACUGCAAGAGUUAGAAUAUGAUGGUAAUAAAAGUCCGAAUAAAAAAUAUCGCCGCCUUGAAAAACGAGUUGAAACAAGAGAAGAAAUUAUAGAUUAUACGUAUUCACCUUCCAAAUAUAAUGAUGACAAAAAUGUGUCAACUAACAAACCACAACAAGCUCCAUUUCGUGAAAUGAAUGUUGAUGAAGUACAUAAAUCGUCACUGAAGCGAAAAGCACCAAAAGCACCGCAUAUUGACAUCUCAACUAAUCAAUCUAAUCUCCAAACUGCAAUGUUCACCUUGCCAUCUAUUGAUUUAUCAGCAAAUACAACAGCUCAAACUGAAGAAUUAACGACACCCGUUCAAUUUACCAAAUCACAUCAAAAUAGUCCAAUAAAGGAGUUAUCUCACUCACUCACUACUACUGCAACAACAGUUGCUGCAGCAUGUGAUGAAGAAGGUCAUAUAUUUGUUUACUCAAAUAGUCCAACAAAACAGAAAAGCCAUGAGAUAAAAACACCGCGUCUGUUACUGUCCCCAUCAUCUCCCAGACAAAGUCAGACAUUGUCUGGUGAACGUAUUCAACAAUGGUUAUCAACAUGUGAUGUAAGAGAAGACGAUGUUGAUGCGACAACAGUAGUAUUAAAUGAUCAAGGAACUACUCUCUCAAAAAAUCGUAUUCCAACACCAGAAACUGAAACAAAACUACGUUUCAUAUCCAAAAGGGUAAAAUCUCAAUCACCGUCACCUGAGCGUCGUACUAUAGCAGUUGAAUCAAUACCAAUAUCAGAACGUACUCGCACAACGAUUGUUAACUCAUCGUCACCUCAACAGCAAGUCUUUGCAAGAACACGAUCAUUAGCGAAUCGUUCGUUAGAAAAAGAGCUAACGGAAUCAACACCCGUAAACGAAAUUGAACCUGGACGUUUUAGAACUUGUUUAAAAAUACGUCUAGAAGAUACUAGUAAAGACAGUAAAAAGUCGCCCGAAAAACAACAUCAUUAUCAACAUCGUGCAAGUAUAAACAAUAAGAACAUUAAUAAUAAUAUUUCAGAUACAAAUGACUACUUAACACGCGUAUGCGCAACGACGAUGAAAGAUAUUCAACAACAAGAGUUUGAUCCGAUUUCUCGAACAUCGUACAAUCGACAGGCUGUAUUUCUUUGA
Molecule: messenger RNA, 2982 nt
Organism: Didymodactylos carnosus
Lineage: Eukaryota; Metazoa; Rotifera; Eurotatoria; Philodinida; Philodinidae
Source: the annotation of a GenBank genome assembly